Molecule: messenger RNA, 1847 nt
Organism: Pimephales promelas (fathead minnow)
Lineage: Eukaryota; Metazoa; Chordata; Actinopteri; Cypriniformes; Leuciscidae
Source: RefSeq, a predicted model, not a curated record
GCUCUAAUCGCUCCGUGCGGAAAUCGCGUGGCAGCAGCCGAGUGGAGGACGCGCGCGGCAUGUGAAUGACCCGAUCGCACGCGACGCUCGCAUCGCAACACGAGCGUUUGAAUCGGCGGAAGAUCGACGCGUUUUCCCCGAUGAUCGCGCGCGCUUCGCGUUGAAGGUGAAGUGGUCAUGUUGAGUGUUUGCGCUCUGCUGCUGCUGGCGGCUCCGGCGGCCCUCGGCUCCGACUCGGACACACCGAGACACCGACACGACUCCAACCUGGAGAUCUAUAAGCGUCUGUUCGAGACCAAAAGGAAAGAUCAGCUGAACGCUCUGAAGAACCUGGUGGAGCUCAACGACGUCAACCAACAGUACAAGAUCAUCGACAUCAUGCUGAAGGGCCUCUUCAAGGUGCUGGAGGACUCCAGAGCUGUUCUUAUCGCUGCUAACAUGCAGCCGGACGAUCCGUUUCCACUCGACGACAAACUCAAAGAAGCGUACUCUCACGUGGUGGAGAACACGGCGUUCUUCGGGGACGUGGCGCUGCGGUUCCCGCGCAUCGUUCAUCAUUACUACGAGCGUCACGCGGACUGGAGCGCUCUGCUGCGCUGGGGCCUGCGCUUCUGCAACCAGACCGGCGUCUUCAGCGGAGGAGCGCAUCAGCACGUGCUCACGCUGAUGUCACAGGAACUGGGCAUCACCGAGAAAUCUGCUGACUUCCUCAACCCGUAUCGCACUGAACGAGACGACGUGCUGCACACGGCCGAAGCCUUCCAGAAGAUUCUGCGUGAGGAAGAGAAGAGGAGGAGGAAGGAGGAGAAGAGGAAAGAGAUCCGCAAAGGCCCGCGCAUCUCUCGCUCCCGCAGCGAGUUAUAGAGGCGGGAGGAGCUCACACUAAUCAGGGAGCCUGUGCUGAUCUCUCACGGGCCGCGACAGGUUUACAGGUUUCACUACGAGUCUCUGAACACUUCAAUCACUUCUGCUUGAUUGAGGAGGCUCUGCGCUACAUCCUCUGCUGUGUGUGUGUGUGUGUUUAGUGCUGUAGCUCUAUACCUGUUUGAGGGGGAGGGGCCAUGGGAGGGAGAGGGGUCAGAUUAAAGGGGUAGGUAAGAGUGGGUAUAGUGAGUGGGCGUGGUCUAAGUAGGCGGAGUCUACUGGUCAUGUAUAGUGGGUGGAGCCAUCAGUGGGACAGUUAAUAGUGAGUGGGAGUGGUCUGAGUAGGCGGAGUCUUCUUUGCAAGGGUAGAUGGAGUGGAUGUGGUCAUGUAUAGUGGGUGGAGUCAUCAGUGGGAGAGUUAAUAAGGAGAGGUUUAAGUGGGCGGAGUCUUUGCAAGGGUAAAUUGAGUGGGCGGAGUCUUUGUGUCUCAGAUGAAGGUAUUUUGGAUUAUUUCGAUAUUUAACACAAAGUUGAUACGUUUUGAUAAUAUAAAGUCAGAAAUUGUUGAAGUUUCCAAACAUAUGAAAUCCUUUUGUUUAGAUUAAAUAUAAAUGCUUUAUUUGGGGAGACCUUAUAGUCAAAUAAGAAAAUUGUUGGUGAUUUAAUGACUUUCUGCUUUCUUUAGCAACUAUUAAAGAUUUGUAUAUUUAGCCCAUUGUGUGUGUGGACGGUGUGAAACUCAGAUCAGAGCUGCACUGCCAGAGAAAUUUGUUAACCAUGAAUCUGAAUUAAACUGAUGUCAGUGUGAAUGCGGUUCAGAGCUGAUUCGCUUCAGUUUGUCCGACAGCUGGAGGGGUUUCAGGCGAUCGAGACGCUUUCAUACAGGCUUCAUCGAUCCGGUCAUGUGACUGUUAGUAGAAUAAGUCUGUUCAGCAUCUGUGGGAGAUUAUUACUGAGAGAAUUAAUAAAGUUUAUUGAACAAA